Paramecium tetraurelia is the source of this 2079-nucleotide messenger RNA. RefSeq lists its product as uncharacterized. The transcript has 13 exons. The record is from RefSeq and is a predicted model, not a curated record. Lineage: Eukaryota; Ciliophora; Oligohymenophorea; Peniculida; Parameciidae.
AUGAAAGAAAUUGAAUCAAAAUAUUGGGAUGAUUAGAGUAAAAGAUUUUUGAAGAUAAAAUUACAUACUUUAUUUAACUCAGAAAAUAAAAUCAUUUGCUCUAAGGAUGGGUAAAUUUUAAGGAUGAUCUUGUUUUUAAUGGGGAAGAUCUUGUAAAUUUAGAUUAAGUUAAAUACCUUAGAUGGUUUGGAAAAUGUGGAGAAAAAAAUGAUAAAAUAGGCAAUUGGGAGGCAGUUUGGAAAGAAGAAAUUUUGUCCAAUGUUGGAGGUUAUUACUCCAAAAAUGGAUAAAAAUAAGGUAUUUGGAAAGAUCUAAUAACAACGUAUUGGAGUGAAUCCCAGGUAUAUGAGGUUGGAGAAUAUAAGAAUGGUAUCAAAGUAGGAAGGUGGAAACUCCUUUAUGACGGUCAAGAGAUGUAAUGAAAUUAAAGAAAUUUUUAGAGGAGGUGGAUCAUACAACUUUUAAGGCUAGAAAGGUGGUAAAUGGUUUGAAUUAAGCGAUAAUUUUUGGAAUAAAAGUUAGCUCAUGUAUUAUGGAGAAUAUUUCAAUGGCAAAAAAGUAGGUCUAUGGGAUAUUCUGUAUAAAUCAAAAAAUGACAACAAUCUCUUUAAAAUCGUAGGCUGUGGAACUUACGUUUAAGAAAAACAAAAUGAAAGCAUUUAAAUAAAUAUUAAGCAAGGAAAAUGGAUUGAAUAAAAUGAUUAAUUUUGGGAGUAUAAUAGUUUUUAAAAUUUAGUGAAGGUUAAAUUAUUCACUCUGGUGUUUACAAAGAUGGAAGAAAAGUUGGUAAUUGGGAUAUUUUAUACAAAUCCAAUAAAUUACAUUCAAAUUAUGUAUAAAUGUAAAAGAAUAUCAUAACUUUUCAAAUCAAGGGGAGGUGGAUAGUAUGAACUAAAAGAAGGUGAUAAUGGCUUUUAUGAUCAAAUGAAGAGUGGAAGUUGGAUUGAAUUAAAUGAUGGAUUUGGAGAGUUGAGAUAAAUAAUUCAUACUGGAUUUUAUAAAAAUGGGAAAAAAGAUGGAUAUUGGGAUGUACUGUUCAAGUCGAUUGAAACAAAUUAAUUCAAAAAGAUUGGUGGUGGUUAAUAUAUGAAUGAAGGCUAAAAGGAUUCAGUAAAAGUUGGAGAUUGGAUAGAAUAAUGCUCUAAAUUUAAUUUAUUUAACUAAUUGACAUAUAAUGGCAAAUAUAGAGAUGGGAAAAAAGUUGACAGAUGGGAUGCUUUCUUUAAAUAAUAAGGAGAAAAUAACAAAUUUAAUUUAAUUGGUGGUGGAGUUUAUAGUAGUACUAUUGUUAACGAUUCUACAGUCAAGAAUGGUAGAUGGAUUGAAAUGAAUGAUACGCUUUGGGAAUAGAGCUUAGUUACUUUAGAAGGAGAGUAUUAAAAUGGAAUAAAAGUAGGAAUAUGGAAGUCUUAUUUUAAAGAUGUUAUUGCUCAGAAGAAGGAAUAAAUGUAAGAUGGUUAUUUGUUAUGCUUUUUAACAAGAGGUGGCGGAGAGUAUAUCAUAGAACGAGAUGGGGAUUCCUAAAAAACUGGAAGGUGGAUUGAGUUGAGUAGUGGUUUUAGGUGGAGUGAUCAAGUUACUUUUAAUGGUCAAUAUUUAAACGGCAAAAAGUUUGGCAAAUGGGAUAUGUUUAAUAAGAAUGGUGGCUUGUAAAAAUCAUAAUUUGAGUGCAUUGGGGGAGGAUCAUAUGAUAUUAAACAAAUUAAUUCAGUAUUAAGUAUUUCAAUUAAGUCUGGAUAUUGGAUUGAGUUCGAAGAUAAGUUUUGGCAUUAAAGUGAAAUUCUUUUUGUAGGUGAAUAUAUAAAUGGUUUAAAAGUUGGUGAAUGGAAAAUUCAAUAUAAAGAUGUACUUACUAAAAAAAUUUCAAUUAUUGGAGGAGGAUCGUAUAAGAUUAUAUAACAAAAUAAUGGGUUUGAAAUUUCAAUUAAAUCUGGAGUUUGGAUUGAAUUGGCUCAAGAAUUCACUUAUAAUAAUUAAAAAGUGUAUUUAGGGGAAUAUAUAAAUGGUAAAAAGACAGGGAAAUGGGAUAAAAUGGAUAUAAAAGGAAACGGUGUAAGAAAAAUGUAAAACUAAUCUUGA